Messenger RNA from Polychytrium aggregatum, 1230 nucleotides. RefSeq lists its product as uncharacterized. The coding region runs from base 404 to 850 and encodes 148 amino acids. The record is from RefSeq and is a predicted model, not a curated record. The transcript has 5 exons. Lineage: Eukaryota; Fungi; Chytridiomycota; Chytridiomycetes; Polychytriales.
AUCAGCAAGACCGCAUCGUCGCCGUUUUUUUGUGGUGGUGCCACCAUCCAACCCCCAGUCGACCCUGGUUACGUAAGCAGUCCUGCCGAACCGAGCCGAGCCGCAAACGCAAAUUUUCGAUUGUCGCCAGGGCCGAUUCGCUCGGGGUGCUUUUGAUCGCUGGAUGCGCAAGGCCAUUUCGACAGGACCGCUCUGCAUCUCUCACUGCCCGUGUCGACCUGGCUCCGGAGGCCCUAUCGCGCAACACUGGAAAAGGCUGCAGCAGAUCCACAAACCCUGCCCUCCCCCCAUCGUCCAUUUCGACUCGCUCUUCACCGGUUGCGCCAUCAAUCGGCUUUGAACCAGCCAAACCCCGGUCUUCGUCUACUCCCCCCCCCUUGAUCCAACUCGAUAAACCAGCACCAUGGGCAACGCUCACACCAAGCCUGCCGAUCCUGUUGUGCUCUACAACGAGCCCGAUAUUCCUAUCACGUUCUCUCCCAACCUGCUGUUCCGACUGGACCAGAUCCAGAACCCAAACGCCGCACCCUCGCCCAAGCCUGCCCACAACCACGAUGUCGAUGACGUCGUCCAUGAGCGAGUGCAGCGAGCGAUCGAGAAGGAGAAGCAGCAACGACUCUUUUUCGAAGAACGAUCCGCGGACCAGGUCCGACGGGAAGCGGAAGACCUUUUGCGUCGCCAGAAACGUGUGCCCGAGCAGCACGUCAAUGCUGAAUACCAGCAGCUGCAAAACGCUGUGAUCGACUGCUACCGAAACAACACUGCGCGGGCGUUGGACUGCUGGAAGGAAGUUGCUGACUUUAAGGGUGCUGCCAAGAAGGCACAGCAUGACUUUGUAUCGACCCAUUAAGAAAAGAAAAGAGAGAGCGAGCGAGACAAAGGCGAGAUUCAAGGCCUAUUCGAUGCGCGGUCAUGGACCGAUGCCGAAGCAGUUCAAACCUCCCACCUUUCGGCUCCCCCCCCCGGCCGAGAAAUGCAACUCUUUCGAUAUGAAGACAAAAACGAGCGAGAAGAUAAGGGCGGGAAGAGGGAGAGCGAGCAACUGCGGGAGCACUGCCGGUCUUGGUUUUGGAGCGCUCCUUUGUGGUAUUUGUCAGGGCACAAAUACAGGCAGCAUAUCAGGCAAGCGCUGUUGUCACCAAGGAGUCGUCACAUCGAACAAGUCUCGGUGGGAGAAUGGCUUGGCUUGGCUCGGCUUGGUAUGGCUUGGUAUGGCUUGGUAUGGCUUGG